AUGAUCGUAGCGACGGACUCUCCUGCUGAACGGUUUCGAAACGAACUCAGUCAGCGAUUAUGUGCGGAAGGGAGCAUUUCAUUACCAAGUGCGAAUAUCUUGGUUGGGGUCAUUAUUUCCGGGAUGGAGUACAACUCGGGCGAUCAAUACCACCCAAUCUCCCAAACAACGCUCCAGAACGUACUUAGAAUCUCAAAGAGAUCGAAUCUCUCGGCAAGAUACUUGAUCAAAGUCAGAGUGAGAUACAAAUGCGUCGAAGCGAUCCCACCCCUAACCCUCCAAACUCUUCGCACACUCUCGCUCCCUCCGACAGCGCUUCUUAGUCCUUGCCCGACAGUCGUAACAUUCAUGACCUACAUUGCAGUCGUAUACCGACUCUCAUCAUACGUUGGCCCGCAGGUCGUACACGACCUUAUCGAGGACUUCAACCGGACGGUGCCAAGCAAGGCAAAAGACAAGGCAAAGCACGUCAGGAAAGUGCCGGGGAUCGGACCGCGAGUCAUCCGCCGGAGCGAAGAGUGCGAAACCCCACGCCACGGCUCAGGCCCUGUCCGAACGCGUAAAUCAUCGAUGCGCAAGAGAGAUCGCGAAACGGCGCGGGUGUACCCGUCCCGAGCUGCGCUUUCGAGAGAACGAAUGUUGGACCCGAUGAGUUCUGUCGAGCGGCUGCCUUUUCCGAUUGUGACACCUGUGUCGUCGGCGAGCACACGUCCUCCGAUUCCGUGGUGCAUGCGUUCGAUGGAGACGAUCGAGGUUCUCCCUGUGCCGUUGCCCGUUGGGUCUCAACCUUGGCCGCGACGUACGACUUCAUACGAAACGCUGAAACACACCCCGUUACUUCCUCGUCCGGCUCCCAUUCGUCAGCCUCGAAAUGUCCGAUCCUGGGAAACGUUUGUUCCCGCUCGUACACCCACACCACUCAUUUCCCUUUCCCUUCCCGCGCGAUCCAAAUCCCGUCCUUAUCCGUAUCCGUACCGCCCGACUGAAGAACCCGCAAUAACCGACCCGGGAAUUCAAGUCCCCGCAUCACCUAUAUCGAGCUCGCACUCCAAACGACGCAGUGUGCGCGGUUUGGAGUACUUGCGCGCCAAACUAGGCAGGCUCAGUAGGGCCUAUUCGUCCUAUGCCACGGUUUGA
Rhizoctonia solani is the source of this 1137-nucleotide messenger RNA. RefSeq lists its product as uncharacterized. The record is from RefSeq and is a predicted model, not a curated record. The transcript has 4 exons. Lineage: Eukaryota; Fungi; Basidiomycota; Agaricomycetes; Cantharellales; Ceratobasidiaceae. The coding region runs from base 1 to 1137 and encodes 378 amino acids.